AUGCAAGUGGUGAAAGAGCAAAUAAUGAGAGCACUGACCACAAAGCCUAGUUCUCUGGACCAGUUCAAAAGUAAACUUCAAAACCUAAGCUACGCAGAGAUUCUGAAAAUCCGUCAGUCCGAGAGGAUGAACCAGGAAGACUUCCAGUCUCGUCCAAUUUUGGAGCUGAAGGAGAAGAUUCAGCCUGAAAUUCUAGAGCUGAUUAAGCAGCAGCGUCUGAAUCGUCUUGUUGAGGGGACCUGCUUUAGGAAACUUAACAGUCGACGACGGCAAGACAAGUUUUGGUAUUGCCGACUCUCACCCAACCACAAAGUUUUUCAUUAUGGAGACUUAGAAGAGAGUCCCCAAGGAGAAGUUCCCCAUGAUUCAUUGCAGGACAAGCUGCCUGUAGCAGAUAUAAAAGCAGUUCUGACAGGGAAGGACUGCCCUCACAUGAAGGAGAAAGGAGCCCUUAAACAAAACAAGGAGGUGCUGGAACUUGCUUUCUCUAUACUGCACGAUUCAAAUGGACAUUUGGAUUUCAUUGCUCCUGACAAGCAUGAGUACUGUGUGUGGACAGAUGGCCUCAAUGCCCUUCUUGGAAAGGAUAUGAUGAGUGAACUGACGCGCAACGACUUGGACACUCUACUCAGUAUGGAGAUUAAGCUUCGUCUCCUGGACCUGGAGAACAUACAAAUCCCUGAUGCUCCCCCACCCAUUCCGAAGGAGCCAAGCAACUAUGACUUUGUUUACGACUGUAACUAAAGCUACACGCACUGCUGAGACUUACUUUGAAACUGGAAUUAUUAUAACUGGAGAGAUCUUUGGUUGGUUUGGGGUUUUUUUUUAAAAAAAGGAAGAGAACAAGAUAUGCACAUUGGACUUCGUUUUGGGGGACCAUAAAAACACUUAUUUCUCCCCAUCACACACCUUGCUUCCUACCUUGCUCUCUAGUCCUGUCCUCCCCUCUUUGCUGGUCAAAAACAGUGCUUGCAAUUGGCCGUCAGGUGAGAUCAAAUGAACAUUCCAACUUAAGUGACACUCCUUGUUUCUAAAAUUCUGGAAUACACGUUCCAAAUUUUAAAAAGGACUCUGUGAGCAAAAAUGCUUGACCACUAAAGCAAAUUCAACAUUGCCGGUGCUCUAACUGGAAUGGAAGAAGUAAGAAAAGAGGUGAAGCCACCAUAAAGGGAGGGCGGUGAGAGACGUCUCCCCCUCCUUAGACCCAUUGCAGUGUUGGCUCAAUAGCCGGCUUCAAUGAAAAUAAAGAAGAUCAUUAACUGCUUUCAACUUCUACACUAUUGUUAUCACGACUCACCAUUACCACCAUUUCCAUUAACACCAGCAACAUCCCCCGUCUGUGCCGUGUCAAGUGACCGUUUCUUUAGGAUGGAAGCUUUUUUGGCAAUCAUUUCUAACCUCUUAAUAGCCUCGUCUCAUUGACUCCCCUCCCCGACUGAUUUCCACGCCAUGUUAUGAACCCGGUUGCUGUUUUACAUCCCUGUUGUAUAAGCACAUAUCAUUAAAACUGGUGGUUUUGGGGUGUGGUUUGGUUUUGUUCAGGCUGGGAUUGUUUUGUGUUCAGAGCAGCAGAUGCCCAUCGACACCAAAAACCGCCAUGUGUUCCAGUCCGCUCUCUAGAAAAUUGGAGGGGAGUUGCAGAUUUACCAGAGAUUUGUUUUUGUACAAAACAUUUGAAUGGGUUUAUGCCAAAAAUAUAUAUUUAAUGAAGAAGAAAAGUUAUUGUGUGUACUUUUUAAAGAAAUGGUCUGUUUCUUUGUUUUGAAUGGUCUGAGUGGUCCCCUGAUCCCUUGAUCUGGGGCAAGCAAAAAAUGC
Molecule: messenger RNA, 1815 nt
Organism: Gekko japonicus
Lineage: Eukaryota; Metazoa; Chordata; Lepidosauria; Squamata; Gekkonidae
Product: engulfment and cell motility protein 1-like
Exons: 6
Coding region: 1-744 (247 amino acids)
Source: RefSeq, a predicted model, not a curated record